Macrobrachium nipponense is the source of this 1489-nucleotide messenger RNA. RefSeq names its product calcium load-activated calcium channel-like. The record is from RefSeq and is a predicted model, not a curated record. NCBI's taxonomy places the organism in Eukaryota, Metazoa, Arthropoda, Malacostraca, Decapoda, Palaemonidae. Bases 243 to 803 code for a protein of 186 amino acids. Gene Ontology annotation, cellular component: endoplasmic reticulum; endoplasmic reticulum membrane; cytoplasm. Gene Ontology annotation, biological process: endoplasmic reticulum calcium ion homeostasis. The transcript is spliced from 6 exons. Gene Ontology annotation, molecular function: calcium channel activity.
CCCAUGGCCAUGUCCUGUCCAUGAAGUGUUUAUGUUUAUGACCAGUCAGGAACGUCUCCCAUUUUAUCUGAUUUUACUCUGAAGUCUAAUUUAUGGAGUAAUGGAAUAAUUUUAAUAUCCGAAGACUGACCUGCAAGUUCACUGGGAAGUACAUUCUGAUUGCCGAGGCUGACGACAUGAACGAAAGUUGACAACUUGACAGUUCCUUCGACGGCUGAAAAGAAACCUCAUAAAUUCCCAUCAUGUGGGCCGAUACUUUAUUUAUCGUCGUCAUAUCCAUAUGCACUGCGCUUUUUGGCGAGGGGCUUACUUGGUUGUUAGUGUAUAGAACAGAGAAGUAUCAGAAGCUCAAAGCUGAAGUGGAAAGACAGUGCAAGAGAUUGGAAAAGAAGAAGGAAGUACAUGGUGACAGCAUUGAUCGUCAACAGAAGCGUAAAAUUGAACGAGAGGAAGAGAGACUGAAGAACAGCAACAGAGACCUAUCUCUGGUAAAAAUGAAGAGCAUGUUUGCCAUUGGGUUUGCCUUUACUGCACUUCUCUCCAUGUUCAAUUCCAUUUUUGAUGGACGAGUUGUUGCCAAACUUCCUUUCAUCCCCAUAUCUUGGCUGCAGGGUUUGAGUCACAGAAAUCUACUUGGAGAUGACUACACCGACUGCUCAUUCAUUUUCUUGUACAUUCUUUGUACUAUGAGCAUUAGACAGAACAUCCAGAAAUUAUUAGGCUUUGCUCCAUCUCGUGCUGCCAAUAAACACAGCACAAACUUGUUUGGGCCUCAGCCACAGCAGCUCAGCGGAUAUAAAUAAAUUCAAGGGUUAUCAACUCGUUCAUCUUUUGUGUAACUUGAAAUGUGAGUGUAAUUAGAGCAGUGAGAAUUUAAUUUUUACCAACUAUUUUAAACGUUUUGAUAAUACUGCACUAUUUUUCCCAAUGUUUUUUUUUUAUUCUAAGUAAAGUUCUUUCAAAUUCACUGGACAGUUGGAAUGGAUGGUAAUUUACACUAAAUUUCUGAAAGAAAUUUACUAUGUAACCUGUCCAUACUGAAGGUGCAGCUGGUUAAUCCACACUGAAGGUACACUAUUUGAAGUUGAAAAUGUUAAAAGGAAAUCCAGUUGGCCAGAAAAAGCCAAAGAUAUAGUAUGAGUAUUCCAAGUUCUUUGAAGACCUUAUCGGUAUUUUCAUAUCUUGUGACAAUUGGUACUGUACUUUAUGGCAUCCUUUAUUAGUCAAGGUUUACAGUCUCGGUAUGAAGUUGAUGUUAAAUAUUUUGUGUUAGAUUCUCUCUGUUGUAUAUUUUAAGGAUUAUGAUGUCACUGCUCUCCAAUUGCAAAUUUCUAGGAUUGUGUACAGCAUCCUGGUUAAGUCGGUUAAGUCUGUUACCGUGACUGGAAAUACUAUCACACCACUGUAUCAUUGUAAGAAGAGCAACAUUUAGCAAUAUUCCUGUUCUGUUUGUUCUGCCGACUUGGUUAUUAAAGGUAAGGAAGAAAAA